AUGGGAGACUCUCAGUCCAGACCAGCACGCUGGGAAUGGCGUUCAGCAAAAUGGUUCAUUCUAGCUACCGUCGCUUUGGCCUUGUUCAUCGAGAUCUUUCUCUAUGGUUUCCUCGUCCCGAUGCUACCCUACAUGCUCGAAGAGCGCAUGCAUCAAGACCCAAAGCAAACCCAGCGUUUGACCUCCAUCUCGCUCGCCCUGCACGGCCUCGUCUCUGCCUUUGGGGGCCCGCUCAUCGGCCAUCUAGCCGAUAAAGCGCCCAAUCGCAAGAUCCCCUUCCUCGUAGCGCUGGUGGGAUGCAUCAUCGGCACGUUCAUGGUAGCCUGCACGACGGAUGUCGGUGUCUUUUUCGGAGGAAGGGUGUUGCAGGGGAUUUCGGGUUCGGGAGCUUGGAUUGUUGGGCUUGCGACGGCCGCGGAUACGGUUGGACCGGAGAGGAUUGGAACUACGAUGGGAUUUAUUAUGGCGUUUGUGAAUGCGGCUAUGGUUACGGGACCAAUGGUCUCAGGGUUGAUUCUGGAGAUGGCCGGGUAUUGGUUUACUUGGAGUGUGCCUGUGGUGAUUUUGGUGAUUGAUGUUGUGGCGCGGUUGUUGAUGGUUGAGAAGUCGGAGAAAGAGGAGACUUCGGAGGAUGCGCAGGAGACUGAUCCUCUGUUGGAAUCUUCUGCCGAGGAGGAGAAUGGCCCGGAUGGAACUACUCCGACUGCGAACUUCUGGCAGAUGAUGCUGAGCAAUAGCCGUGUGAUGACGGCUUUGCUGAUUGGGAUUUGGGGUCCAACCUUGAACACAAGCUUCAACGCUACCCUUCCUCUGCAUGUGUUGGAUAUCUUUGGCUGGGGACCUUCGAAGGUUGGAAUGAUGUUUUUCCUCCUGGCCCUGCCAGGUCUGCCCAUCAGUCCAUUGGCUGGAUAUCUUCGUGAUCGUAUUGGAACCCGCGCCCCUGCUACCAUUGCCCUUGCUCUACAAGGAGUGUUCCUUGUCUUGCUAGGAUUCGCCGGCAACAAGCAGUUUGAAUGGUCCAGUGGGGCCGAUCGAGGCAAAGCUCUUUAUAUCUUGUGUUGCAUCAUCUUCGGUACCCUGCGACCAUUCGUCUCCGGCGUUGGGCCCGUGGAAUUAACCUGUGAGUCUCCUGUCAUCCGAUUCUGGGGUGUUGUCAAAGCCGAAGAGGCAAGGAACCCCGGGAUCUUCGGCCCUCGAGGGGGACUUUCGCGUGUCUUUUCUCUGGUUGAGGUCGCCGCUACGAGCGGCAUGACUCUUGGUCCCAUUCUUGCUGGAGCUCUGACAGAGCGUUUUGGAUAUUAUACCAUGUGUUGGACGUUGAGCGUCAUCUCCAUCGUCAUGGCCAUCAUGGCCCGUACUUUCCUGGGUUCGAAAAGUAUGGAAGAGAAGGACAGAGCUCAAGAGGGCAGUGUCGAAUAA
Molecule: messenger RNA, 1419 nt
Organism: Penicillium daleae
Lineage: Eukaryota; Fungi; Ascomycota; Eurotiomycetes; Eurotiales; Aspergillaceae
Product: MFS transporter
Exons: 4
Coding region: 1-1419 (472 amino acids)
Biological process (GO): transmembrane transport
Molecular function (GO): transmembrane transporter activity
Source: RefSeq, a predicted model, not a curated record